AGACAGAGCUCAACUUGUAGAGCCUGUGAUGAAAGCUCAGGCGGAAUGAAGAAUGCCGUUGUGUUGAUCAGUCGCUCGGUGCUUAUCGAUAGCGGACGACACGUUCCAGAUCAACCGCGCGCCGUACAUGAUCGUCACCCGUCCACCAUGUGAAGCGCGCGCCGACUGAACGCGUCGCGCAAAAUAUGUAUCACCUUUUCAAGUCCAUAUAUCUCCAUGCCACGAGUAAGGAAGAGUACUCGGUUCUUCUCCUCGGUCUCGACAAUGCCGGCAAGACAACGCUGCUUGAGCAGAUAAAAGGCACCUACACGCCUUCCCACCCCAACCUCAAAACUGUCCCGACGGUCGGACAGAAUGUUGCUACCAUCGCGCUUCCUCCUCCAAAUCCACCAAUAUACCUCAAGAUAUGGGAUGUUGGUGGCCAACACAGCCUUCGUGGGCUGUGGCAAUCCUACUACAGUAGCUGCCAUGCUAUCGUCUUCGUCAUAGACAGCAGCGAUGUCGGCAACGCUACUCUUGCUGAUAUGAGCGCGAACAAUGCAGCAAGCAUAGAGGAUAUCGGGCGCCUGGACGAGUGCAAGAUGGUUCUAGAGAGCGUCUUGGCCAACGAAGAUGCUAGCGGCGUUCCCAUUCUAAUACUCGCCAAUAAACAAGAUCGUGAAGAUUGUGUCGAAGUAGUCCGGAUCAAAGAAGGCUUUGUGAGGAGAGUGUUCGAGGGAGAAAAGGGUGGCAAUGUGAGGGACAGCAGAGUACUCCCGUGCAGUGCUCUCACAGGAACUGGCGUGCAGGAGGCGGUCGAAUGGUUAUGCAGCAGGAUGGCUUUCAACAAGGAGGCAAGACCACCGGUUAUGAGGUAGCUCCAGACGCCAAGCUCAGCACGAUGUCAUGAAUAUACCCGCAUUUUUAUCUACUCCUGCGUCAGAAGCAUCUACUUCAGAUUCUUCCUUUCUCUGCAUAUUGUUUGACAACUUCGUACUUUCCUGAUGACUCCCUCAAAUGACUAGAAGU
Messenger RNA from Alternaria alternata, 1008 nucleotides. RefSeq names its product ADP-ribosylation factor 6. Gene Ontology annotation, biological process: Golgi to plasma membrane protein transport; protein localization to organelle; intracellular protein transport. The coding region runs from base 186 to 857 and encodes 223 amino acids. The transcript has 2 exons. NCBI's taxonomy places the organism in Eukaryota, Fungi, Ascomycota, Dothideomycetes, Pleosporales, Pleosporaceae. The record is from RefSeq and is a predicted model, not a curated record. Gene Ontology annotation, cellular component: Golgi apparatus. Gene Ontology annotation, molecular function: GTPase activity; GTP binding.